This is a messenger RNA of Astyanax mexicanus (Mexican tetra), 6815 nucleotides long. RefSeq names its product nicotinamide nucleotide transhydrogenase (gene nnt). The transcript is spliced from 22 exons. Gene Ontology annotation, cellular component: mitochondrial inner membrane. The record is from RefSeq and is a predicted model, not a curated record. Lineage: Eukaryota; Metazoa; Chordata; Actinopteri; Characiformes; Acestrorhamphidae. The coding region runs from base 137 to 3385 and encodes 1082 amino acids. Gene Ontology annotation, molecular function: NADP binding; NAD binding. Gene Ontology annotation, biological process: NADPH regeneration; proton transmembrane transport.
UGUGAGCGGUGUGUGACUCCCUAUCUGUUCCGGGCGGCAGCAACAGCGGCAGGUGUGAGUGUCCGCUCGGUGUGCUGUAUCGCUUUAGCUGAAGGAGGAGGGUCGUCCGGCUGCACAGCUCCUCCUCGUGUGUCCCAUGGCGAGUCUUCUGCGCGUGGUUGCCAGCAGCUGCUCUAUCCCCCUCUUCAGCGGGGUCCCCAGGCUGCAGAGCGUCCGGGCGGUGAAAACGCCAUGCGUACGCUUCUUCAGGACCCACCAGGCUCUCACUCGAGCUGCUAGUCCAGGCAUUCCUUAUAAGCAGCUGACUGUUGGUGUUCCUAAGGAGAUCUUUGAGAAUGAGCUGCGAGUGGCGCUCUCGCCGGCGGGAGUGGACGCUCUCAUCAAACAGGGGUUUAAUGUGGUGGUGGAGUCCGGCGCCGGAGAGGCCGCCAAGUUUCCAGAUGAGAUGUACUCCAGGGUCGGGGCCACGGUGAAGGACGUCAAAGAUGUCCUAGCGUCUGAUAUCGUGCUGAAGGUUCGUGCCCCCAUGAUGAACCCGGCUUUGGGUGUCCACGAGACAGAGCUGAUGAAGGACGGAGCCACGCUGGUGAGCUUCAUCUAUCCAGCUCAGAAUCCUGAACUGAUGGACCGGCUGGCCCAGCGCAGAGCCACCGUACUCGCCAUGGACCAAGUGCCCCGUGUCACCAUCGCCCAGGGGUACGAUGCCCUCAGCUCCAUGGCCAACAUCGCUGGUUAUAAAGCUGUGGUCUUGGCAGCAAACAACUUUGGCCGCUUCUUCACUGGACAGAUCACCGCUGCAGGAAAGGUCCCUCCUGCUAAGGUGCUGAUUAUUGGAGGUGGUGUUGCUGGGCUGGCUGCUGCGGGCACUGCCAGGGCGAUGGGUGCCAUCGUCAGGGGCUUUGACACAAGAGCGGCGGCCCUGGAGCAGUUUAAGUCGCUGGGAGCCGAGCCGCUGGAGGUGGACGUGAAGGAGUCCGGGGAAGGCCAGGGCGGCUACGCUAAGGAGAUGUCGAAGGAGUUCAUCGAGGCUGAGAUGAAGCUUUUUGCCAAGCAGUGUUUGGAUGUUGACAUCCUCAUCAGUACUGCCCUCAUCCCUGGUCGCAGAGCUCCAGUUCUCAUCAGCAGGGAAAUGGUGGAGAGCAUGAAGGAUGGAUCAGUGGUGGUGGAUCUGGCUGCAGAGGCAGGGGGCAACAUCGAGACCACUGUUCCUGGACAGCUCACCGUUCACAAAGGCGUGACCCAUAUUGGUUACACAGAUCUUCCCAGUCGUCUUCCCACCCAGUCCAGCACCCUGUACUCCAACAACAUCAUCAAGCUGCUCCGAGCCAUCAGCCCAGACAAGGAGAACUUCCAGUACGAGGUGAAGGAAUCCUUCGACUACGGAACCAUGGACCACGUUAUCCGCGGAUCAGUCGUCAUGCAGGAUGGAAAGGUGCUGUUCCCUGCACCACAACCCAACAAUGUCCCUGUAGCAGCUCCACCCAAACCUAAAUCUGUACAGGAGCUGGCGAAGGAGAAGGCUGCUGCUGUCUCUCCAUUCAGAGCUACUUUCACCACUGCUGGAGCAUACACAGGAGGUCUUGCGUCGAUGCUUGGGCUCGGGCUAAUAGCGCCCAACGCUGCUUUCCCCCAGAUGGUGACGACCUUUGGACUGGCAGGAAUUGUGGGAUACCACACAGUGUGGGGUGUUACUCCUGCUCUCCACUCUCCUCUGAUGUCCGUUACCAACGCUAUCUCUGGUCUGACUGCGGUUGGUGGGCUCUCUCUGAUGGGAGGAGGGUACCUUCCCUCCAGCACCGCACAAACCCUGGCAGUCCUCGCUGCUUUCAUCUCCUCCGUCAACAUAGCAGGUGGUUUCCUCGUCACUCAGCGGAUGUUGGAUAUGUUCAAGCGGCCCACAGAUCCCCCAGAGUAUAACUACCUGUACCUCCUCCCGGCCGGAGCGUUUGUGGGAGGUUAUGGAGUGGCGCUGCAGAGUGGAUAUGACGUUGAACAGAUGAUGUACCUGGGCUCAGGCAUGUGCUGUGUUGGAGCUCUGGGUGGCCUGUCGAACCAGUCCACCGCUCGCCUGGGGAACGCUCUGGGUAUGAUCGGUGUGGCAGGUGGCAUCGCCGCCACUUUCGGGGUCCUGAAGCCCACUCCCGAGCUUCUGGGCCAGAUGACUGCCGCCAUGGCAGUGGGUGGCACCGCCGGUCUAGCCAUCGCCAAGAAGAUCCAGAUUUCAGACCUGCCGCAGCUGGUGGCCGCUUUCCACAGCUUGGUCGGUCUGGCCGCCGUGCUCACCUGCGUGGCCGAGUACAUGGUGGAGUACCCCCACUUCGCCACGGACCCCGCGGCCAACCUCACCAAGAUCGUGGCCUACCUGGGAACCUACAUCGGUGGCGUCACCUUCAGCGGAUCUCUGGUUGCUUACGGCAAACUUCAAGGUCUCCUGAACUCUGCCCCCCUCAUGCUCCCUGGACGCCACGUUUUGAACGCCAGUCUCAUGGCUGCCAGCGUUGGGGGCAUCAUCCCUUACAUGAUGGACCCGAGCUACACCACGGGCAUCACCUGCCUCGGCUCUGUUUCUGCACUGUCUGCUGUCAUGGGCGUGACCCUGACGGCGGCGAUCGGUGGUGCGGACAUGCCGGUGGUGAUCACCGUGCUGAACAGCUACUCCGGCUGGGCUCUGUGCGCCGAGGGCUUCCUGCUCAACAACAACCUGCUGACCAUUGUGGGGGCCCUCAUCGGCUCGUCCGGGGCCAUCCUCUCCUACAUCAUGUGUGUGGCCAUGAACCGCUCCCUGGCCAACGUCAUCCUCGGGGGCUACGGCACCUCCUCCACCGGCACAGGCAAGCCCAUGGAGAUCACGGGGACCCACACCGAGGUCAACGUGGACCAGAGCAUCGAGAUGAUCAAGGAGGCCCAGAACAUCAUCAUUGUUCCAGGUUAUGGUCUGUGUGCUGCUAAAGCCCAGUAUCCCAUCGCUGAUCUGGUCAAGUCACUUACUGAGCAGGGCAAGAAAAUCAGGUUUGGUAUCCACCCUGUAGCCGGACGCAUGCCCGGGCAGCUGAACGUGCUGUUGGCCGAGGCCGGCGUGCCAUACGAUGUAGUUCUGGAGAUGGAUGAGAUCAACCAUGACUUCCCGGAGACUGACCUGGCUUUGGUCAUCGGAGCCAACGAUACAGUAAACUCGGCCGCACAGGAGGACCCCAACUCAAUUAUUGCUGGAAUGCCAGUGCUGGAGGUCUGGAAGUCCAAACAGGUCAUCGUGAUGAAGAGAUCUCUGGGCGUGGGCUACGCCGCCGUGGAUAACCCCAUCUUCUACAAACCCAACACGGCCAUGCUUUUAGGAGACGCCAAGAAGACCUGCGACGCUCUGGCUGCUAAAGUGCGUGAAGCUUAAUCAGCAGCACUCCAGCACCAGCCCCAGCUUCAGCUCCAGCACUCCAGGGGGGGCUGGAGUUCCUCCUGCACCAGAGCGUGCACUCUCUGAACAAAUCUUUAGAAAGAAAGCAGCAACCGUAACGUCUCACUCCUGAACACCCCCUCUUACUUUAACUCUUACUGUUUAUUUUAUUAUUUUCUUUCAUUUCUCUUCGGUUUAAUAGUAGAUCUCGUAGCUGUUCGGUUGAAGGUUUAGUUCACGUUUGUUCAGUAUUUGUUUUAAUGACGUCAUAAUGCCACUUUUUGUUCGUCUUCCUGAGUACCUGUGUAAGUAAAUUAAGCUAAACAAACAAAAAAGGGUUUAAAAAAAAAAGCGCAUUACAAAUGAUAACAUUACAACCCAAUUCAUCAACCCAACUCAAUAACUCAUAAACUCAACUCAUCCAUUUUUAGGACCUUAGCGCAGCAUAGCACAUGUCUGGGUUUUGUAUUUGAAAUAGACUUUUAUAAAUAUAUGCAUAUAAAUAUAAAAUUAGACAUUUCUUUGUGUAGUUUAGUAUAGUUUAUAGUUUGUAGACCGGGGGUAAUACCAAACAUUUGCAAGAAAAAGAAAAAAACAAGCUUUUUACUUCAUUUUCUUUCUUCUUUUCCUUUAUUUUUUGCAGCAAAAAUCUAAAAUCAUGUCUACAUCCAUCUCAUAUAUGUGACCAACCUGUAAAAAAAGGUAUAAAGAUACAGUAGUGUUGGUAUAUUAUUGUUACAUGCAGGUAUGAACUUGAAUGUUGAAGGCAGCAUCAUCAGAUGGUUAUUUUAUCUAUUUUUCCAAUCAUUUUAAACCUUCUCGUACCUCUGAAGGCCUCGUGGCUUUGAAGGAUCAGUGCUGAUAUGAAGUUAAGCCCACCUAAUGACAAUUGGAGCAUCAGAUUUGGCUGUAGAUUACUACAAUUCCAACUAAUGUUAAAGCUAUGAACCUAUAACCAUGUAAUAUAAUGUACCAUGCAUUCAGCUCUGAUGGUAGUACUGUCUGUUGUAUUAUUUAGGGGUCGUUAACAAUAAUACAAAUAGUAAUAACUAAUAACAAUUGUAAUAAUAAUAGUAAUAUUAAUAAUAAUAGUAACGACUCGCAGGGACCUUGUGAAAUACGUCUUUCCUCAUGAUCAGGGACCACAAAACAACAAGGUAGACCAUAAUAACAACAGUCCUACCUCUUGACAGUGUUAAAAAUCCAGACCAAACUAUCUGUCUUAGCUCCGCCCCUCUGCCUACCAAGGACUUUAGCAUUAUUCAUCAUUUACUAUAACUCUUCUACUGCUGUUCUACAACAGUUUAGGCUGUGUUCAGACUGCAGACGAAUCAGAUUUGUUUCUCAAAAAUCAGAUUUUGCAUCAGAUUGGAUUUGCCUGUCUUGACAUCACACAUAAAACAUUUCCGCAUGGGUUGCUGUGGUAUCAAGUUUGGCGUCAGUAGCUAAACUUAGGCUCUUUUUUUUUGGGCCUCCUGCACUUAAAACGCAUUAAAAAAAUUAUUUGAGCGUCUAGACUGAGACACAUCUGUACAAAAUUGGAGAAUUCAUUCAGUUUAACUGAUGUUUGAGUCCAUAUAUUACUAUUAUUGUUAAUUGUAACAGAUCUGGGCCAAUCUAGUAUUAUAAGAGUCUUACCCAAGGACUUUUUUAGAAUUGUAGCAGUAUAAACAAUAUAGUCACCCAGACCAGGAAUACUUUCUUAAAAAUCAGAUCUUUUAUUUGCAAAUUAUUUGGAUCAGAUCGGAUUUGCCUGUCUUGACGUCACAAACAUAAAGUUUCUGUAUGGGGUUGCUGUGGUAUCAAGUUUGGCGUCAGUAACUAAACUUAGACUCUUUUGUUUUUUUUUCCCCUGCACUUAAAACGCAUUAAAAUACGAUUUACGCUUUCAGACUGAGACACAUCUGUACAAAUCGGAGAAUUAAUUCAGUUUAACUGAUGCUUGAGUCCAUAUAUUACUAUUAUUGUUAAUUAUAACAGAUCUGGGCCAGUCUACUGUUAUAAGCGUUUCUCAAAAAUCAGAUAAAUUAUUUGCAAAUUAUUUGGAUCAGAUCGGAUUUGCCUGUCUUGACAUCACAAAUGCAGCGUUUCUGCAUGGGUUGCUGUGGUAUCGAGUUUGGCGACAGUAACUAAACGUAGACUCUUUUGUUUUUUUGACCCCCUGCACUUAAAACGCAUUAAAAAAAAAAAUUUAUUUGAGCAUCCAGACUGAGACAUCUGUACAAAUCGGAGAAUUAAUUCAGUUUAACUGAUGCUUGAAUCCAUAUUAUUGUUAAUUAUAACAGAUCCGGGCCAGUCUACUGUUAUAAGCGUCUUGCCCAAGGACUUUUUUAGAAUUGUAGCAGUAUAAACAAUAUAGUCACCCAGACCAGGAACUGUUUCUUAAAAAUCAGAUCUUUUAUUUGCACAAAUUGGAUCAGAUUGGAUUUGCCUGUCUUGACGUCACAAAAGUUUCUGCAUGGGUUGCUGUGGUAUCGAGUUUGGUGUCAGUAACUAAACUUAGGCUCUUUUGUUUUUUUGUUUUUUUUGACCCCCUGCACUUAAAACACAUUAAAAUACGAUUUACGCUUUCAGACUGAGACACAUCUGUACAAAUCGGAAAAUUAAUUCAGUUUAACUGAUGCUUGAAUCCAUAUAUUAUUACUGUUAUUGGGUCUUUUAUAAGUGUAGCAGUAUAAACAGUAUUGUCAACCAGACCAGGAAUUGAACCGAAGUCUCCCACACCAACCAUGAAACGUCUCCAAAUGUGGUUUAGAUCUAAUUUAUAAAAUAAUGUGGUUUCUACCAGUUCUGUCUAUGACAAAUCAGUCUGGAUACAGUCUAAACAGGCCAAAAAUUCAGAUUCAGUGCUGGACAUAGUCUGAACACAGCAGUAAAAAGGCCAGUUAUGUGUUUAAUCUUGAAGGAACAGGUGAUGCCACUCGUUUAGUCAUUUCAAUCAAGUUUCAAUCCAUUUUGUUUUGUUUUAUGUUUAAUUUUCUGUUAAACAAAGGCAAGAAGCAACAAGCAGCAAUAAAAUAAAACUUCAUUGUAAUAAAGAACAGAAAACCCUUGGUGCUGGACUGGUGGUUGUUCUUUGGUUGAGGAUGAAGUCUUGUAUAAUUCACACUUUUUUUCCCUCAAUAUUUCUAGACAUUUCUGCACAUUUCUGUACUGUAUAGACAUGAUGCCCCUUCGUGUGUAGAAUUAUUAUGCUGAUGCUGGUAAACAUGGGGGUGAUAAAAAAAUUAAAAUGAUGGAGUGGAAACAGAAGAAAGGGAUGGAAGGAAACAAGUGUUUUACAGAUGUUUUAUUGUCUCGCUAGGAGAUGUUAGGAGAUGAACGAGUUGCUGACAUACUGUGAAGUGUUUCUCUCUCUCUCUCUUUAUCUCUCUUCUCUGGUUUAUCGUGGAACAUCACUCUUAAUAAACAUCCAGAUCUGAGAACU